UUCCGAUUCACUUUCCUCCCAACACCACAGUGCCAUGGCGACGUUCUCCCAUCACCAUGACUCCCGAAGAGCAGACACGGUUCGUGUCUGACAUUCAGCGCUUUUCACACGAAGACAUUGACCGGCUGUAUCGCGUGCUACUCAACCUUGAGCAAGACCAACUCGACCUUACAUCGGCCAAUGUUAACCAUGCUUAUCUCACAGCAUACUGGGAAGAAAAACGCCAGCUAGCCGACACGAACGAGCCAUGCAUAAAAUGGUUACUCGACCUCCUCGAUACCGACCCUGAUAUUCCUCUAAAUGAAAAAUUCCUGGACGUUUUACAAGAGGCGAACAUCGUUCUCACCACAGAUGGCACGACUACCGACGGUGGGGUGGCGCGCUCAGAGGCCUCCAUCGAGUCCGUCGAUGAAAAUGAUCCCUUGUGGCAACAAGCCGUAGCUUUAGACAACCGCAAAUUAGCAUCGCAAGCACUCGAACUCUGGAGAGCGAAAGUGCAGGCAAAAGUCGAGGUCGAGCAGAAGGCUUACGAAGACUAUGAGGAUCCCCAAAUGAACGCGCUGGCAGAUUUAGUCUACAAUCGCAAUCUGGCAAGGAAGGCUCUAACUCAUUGGGUCAAUACAUACCGCAAUAUCAAAGACCAGGAAAGGCUAGCGGACGAGUUUCGUGCCCAGAAAGAUGCAGCCAAUGCACUCAAGCAUUGGACCCUAGCGGCACGAGAAAGCCUGUUUACACGUGUUCGAAGCGAAAGACUAGCCCAAAAGGCGAUGGACGCGUGGCGGGAGAAGACAAGGGACAUCACAGAGAUGGAAGCGGUCGCUGACGAUUUUCGGAAUCGCCAGGCCGUGCGAAAUACACUUGGAAAGAUGGGAGCAAAAAGAGAGCAAAUCAAACAAGCAGAGCAACAAGCAGUCCUGGUUUAUGAGGGCAAUCUCGCUCGCAGAGUCCUUAACAGAUGGUUGGCACAGAUGGAACAACAACGAUUCGACGAACGGAAAGCAGAUGCAGCUGCAGAUUACUUUGCACUCAAACAUGCCCUCAACAAAUGGCGAGCCAAGGCUAGAACCAAGAAAGAAGAAGAGCAGGUCGUGCAAGCCCGUGAACAUAUGCUGACCUUCAAAUACGGCCGCCGCUGGAGAGAGAUUGUCCGGCGUAGGAAGUAUGCUCUGUACGACGCUGCAUACAAAAGGAUGAGGAAGGUUGUAAAAAUGAAUAUCGCACGAGCAGCUCUCAAUAUCUGGCGUCAAAAGACAGCUCAAAUCCGCGCAAUGAGGAUGGCCGCCGACGAAUUCCGGGCACGAAAAGAUGCGGAAAAUGCACAACGGAUGGCGCAUGGCGCGAUCGUCACCAUGUACAACAGGACUCAGCAGAUUCAGCAAGCAAAUCAGCAAGCCGACGACUUCUACAACAGAAAUCUCAUCGACCGCUUACAAAUAUUUGGCUCCAACUGGCUCUACCCUACCAGACAGAUCCUCGAGAAUCAGGAAAGAGCCGAUGAAUAUCGCGCCACAAGAGCCGCUAGCUAUGCGGUUUCUGUCUUGCGGAGCUGGCGGAACAUGGCCUUCAGGGCAAGGAGACUGGAGGAGGAUGCCGACGUUGUGUACCAAAGGAAUGAGAGGAAAAGGGCUUGGGGUUUUCUGCAGCGGUGGAGAAGAGCCGUGCCAAAGCAGGACGAGGACGAAGAAGGUCGAGAGGAGCAUCUGGUACCGGCGACGCCUGCCGCAAGGAGGAGCCAGCUGUUGGCAUCGACCACACCCGCUUACACCCCGGCAGCUGGGCUAUUUGGUACCGAUGGCCGUGUGGUUGAGGAAACGGAGGAUGACGAAUAGUGCUGUGACGACUUCCACGAGCAAUGAGCUACGAGCCAUGACAUGAUAGUGAUACCCAACAUGAACACAAUAGAGCUGUACAAUAAUAUGAAUAUGAAGAGCACCCUCUCUUCAAGUCAAUAUCCA
Exophiala viscosa is the source of this 1955-nucleotide messenger RNA. RefSeq names its product Sfi1 spindle body protein-domain-containing protein. The coding region runs from base 57 to 1829 and encodes 590 amino acids. NCBI's taxonomy places the organism in Eukaryota, Fungi, Ascomycota, Eurotiomycetes, Chaetothyriales, Herpotrichiellaceae. The transcript has a single exon. The record is from RefSeq and is a predicted model, not a curated record.